Molecule: messenger RNA, 776 nt
Organism: Lobosporangium transversale
Lineage: Eukaryota; Fungi; Mortierellomycota; Mortierellomycetes; Mortierellales; Mortierellaceae
Product: putative profilin
Exons: 6
Coding region: 165-578 (137 amino acids)
Cellular component (GO): cell cortex
Molecular function (GO): actin monomer binding
Source: RefSeq, a predicted model, not a curated record
AUUAACUGAUUGAACCUCUCCAAAAAAGGAAGAACACGAAGAGAGUGCCGAAGAGAUCGGACCCAAGAUAAAAAUAUCAGAAAGAAGUAUCAGGAGUAAACGAAUGUUCAAAUUGUCGCGGUCAUACUUUUACUUGUGCGGGUCAAGUGAGAGGAGAGCAAGCAAUGUGUUCACUCAGAUACCAUGCCAUUUUUCUAAAGGGGGCUACAAGGGAUGGACAGCUCAUUAAAACCGGUUACGUCGCCAAGGGUGGUAUCUAUGGCCGAGAAGAUGGCUCCCUCUGGGCCGCAAGCGAGGGCUUCAAACCUAGCGCGGCUGAGAUCCAGAGUGUCAUUGCCGCCUUUAACAAUCCUGCUGAUAUUCAGGCCAAUGGUCUUUACCUUGAAGGCCAUAAGUUCGUCUACCUGAGGGCAACCCCCGAUGGAAGUAUCCUUGCUCGUAGCGGUGCAACUGGUGUUUGCUGCGCUGGGACCCCAAAAACUGUUAUUAUUGGAUACUAUACUGAGGGCCAGGAGGCCGGUAAUUGCAACGUCACUGUCGAACGUUUGGCUGAUUACCUCAAGGCCAAUGGUUUCUAAACGAUUCCUCAUCGGAUAUUCCUAGCUCUUGUUCAGUUGACCUUUUUGCACAUUGCACAUGUGAAAAAAAAAAAAAAAAAAGCGUUUUCGCUGUUUUUAUUUUAUUUAUAUUUAUUAUACAUCUUUCAAUUAUUGACUGAUCGUUACAAAUCAUUCAUAAUGAAAUAAACGAACAAAAAUAUACAAGCAGAACAGUAG